Durusdinium trenchii is the source of this 360-nucleotide messenger RNA. The record is from the annotation of a GenBank genome assembly. Lineage: Eukaryota; Dinophyceae; Suessiales; Symbiodiniaceae.
AUGCUUCGCAAGCUUCAAUAUCUAUGCUUCACAAUAAUCCCUUUGCUUGCCGCUUGUCGCCAGGAGGUCAAGGGCUACGUGAAGAACGGAGCCAAGCUUGAUGCCCAGGAUCUCUAUGGCUGGACUGCCCUGCGAUACGCUGUGCGAGCUGAUCAAGUGGAGGCUGCAGAAGCACUGAUUGAGGGUGGAGCAGAUAUGAACCUGUCCUCCAAGUCCGGGCGUACACCUUUGAUGUCUGCAGCAUCGAAUGGGAUUGCUGACAUGGUGAAGUUGCUUUUGGAUGCCGGGGCCGACGCCAAGGCAGUCGAUUCUACUAUCUUUGAAGAGUCUGAAGUCCCCUGUUUUUGCCGAGCAUCGUGA